AUGAAGAUCACAAUCAAGAAUAUCAACAAGGAAGUUUAUACUUUUGAUGUCACAGGUGACGAAUCUGUAACAGAGUUAAAACAACUUAUUCAAAAUAAACAUUCACACCAAGCCUCAUGGCAAACACUCAUCUAUGGUGGAAAGGUCUUGGAGAAUGAUAAUAAGCUUUCAACAUACAAUAUCACCGAAAACGGUUUCCUAGUUUGUAUGGUUAAAAAGCCAAAAGAAGAGACUGUAGCAACCACAGCACCAGCAGUUCAACCAGCCACCACACCAGUUGCUCCAACCUCUGCUCCAUCCACCACCCCAGCAUCUACCUCUACCCCAACCAACACACCAGCUCCAACCCCAUCCCCAGCCUCUUCGACUUCACCAUCUGGAGGUAACUCUAGUUUUAUCGUCGGUCCAGAAUAUGAAGCUGCCAUCACCAAUUUGAUGGAAAUGAGCGGUGCCAAUAGAGAAAUGGUCAUCAGAGCUCUCAGAGCUUCUUUCAACAAUGCCGAACGUGCUGCCGAUAUUUUAUUGUCUGGUGCAAUCCCAGCCGACGAAGAUGAAGACGUUGCAGAUGACGAUGAUGAAGAUGUUGAUGCUCACCAAGAACCUCCAUUAGGAUAA
Molecule: messenger RNA, 615 nt
Organism: Cavenderia fasciculata
Lineage: Eukaryota; Evosea; Eumycetozoa; Acytosteliales; Cavenderiaceae
Gene: rcbA
Product: repC-binding protein A
Exons: 4
Coding region: 1-615 (204 amino acids)
Biological process (GO): proteasome-mediated ubiquitin-dependent protein catabolic process
Cellular component (GO): cytosol; nucleoplasm
Molecular function (GO): proteasome binding; ubiquitin binding; polyubiquitin modification-dependent protein binding
Source: RefSeq, a predicted model, not a curated record